Messenger RNA from Cajanus cajan (pigeon pea), 958 nucleotides. RefSeq names its product homeobox-leucine zipper protein HOX3. The record is from RefSeq and is a predicted model, not a curated record. Lineage: Eukaryota; Viridiplantae; Streptophyta; Magnoliopsida; Fabales; Fabaceae. Gene Ontology annotation, biological process: regulation of DNA-templated transcription. Gene Ontology annotation, molecular function: sequence-specific DNA binding; DNA-binding transcription factor activity, RNA polymerase II-specific.
CUUUAUUUGACCUUUCUAUAUAUCUUGACCUUUUUCUCUCCAAACAUUUCAUCAGAUCCUUUGUUGCUUCUGUCUUCCUUUUCAUGUGUCUUCAAUGGCGGUUUUACCAAGUAGCAUCUCCAGCUUGGAAUUGACCAUAUCUGUCCCUGGCUUUGGUUCUUCGUCAACUUUUGUUCCUUCACCAUCUGUGAAAGAAUUGGACAUCAACCAAGUACCUCUGGAAGAAGAUUGGAUGGCACCAAACGUGGAGGACGAAGAUGAAAGCAGCAAUGGAGACCCUCCUCGCAAGAAACUCCGUCUCACAAAGGACCAGUCUCGUCUCCUUGAAGAAAACUUCAAACAAAACCACACUUUGAACCCAAAGCAGAAAGAGACUUUGGCAAUGAAGCUGAAGCUGCGACCAAGGCAAGUGGAGGUGUGGUUUCAGAACCGUAGGGCCAGGAGCAAGCUGAAGCAGACAGAGAUGGAGUGCGAGUACCUGAAGAGGUGGUUCGGAACACUGACGGAGCAGAACCGAAGGCUUCAGAAGGAAGUUGAGGAACUGAGGGCAAUGAAGGUGGGUCCACCAACCGUUAUAUCGCCUCACUACUCAUACCCUCUUCCAGCUUCAACCCUAACCAUGUGUCCGCGCUGUGAGCGCGUCACUACCACCACUGUUGUCGCUACCACCACCAUUGCAGACACUGUCCUGCCGUCUGCGACUUGUUGACCCCGUGGCUCCUAUUCUCCCGCACGCCAACUUAUCUAAUCAGAUACAGUGCGGGAACUAAUAAACCUAAAGUUAGGAAACUAAAGCAAGUGAAAAUAUAUAUUAGACAAAUUAGUUAAUAUGGUUUUAUUUAUAGUCUUUACAAACAAAAUGGGUCAUUUUGGAGACCCUGGGGAACCUUUAUUAGUUCUUUAGUUUAGUAUUAUUAUUAUUAUUAUUAUUAUUAUUAUUAGUAUUUCUUUUCAAUGA